GGCGAGGGCUGAGGCGGGCGGGCGGGCGGGCGGGCGGGCGGGCGGGCAAGGAGGGCCGCUUUCCGCGACGGAGGGCGGAGCCUCGGAGCCGCCACGACCCUCUCGCCUGCGGAGGCGGGACUCGCCCGGCCCGGCUCUUCCUCCUGCGGGAGGGCGGCGGCGGCGGCGAUGGCGGCGGCGGGCGAGGAGGGCCUGGACUACUCGGUGCACGAGGCCUGGAACGAGGCCACCAACGUCUACCUGCUGGCGGUGCUGGCCAGCCUGGCCCUGCUCGUCUACGCGCGCCGAAAUAAAAGGAAGAUCAUGAGAAUUUUUACACUACCUCCAACUGUAAAGAUACCAUCUGAGCCAAACUUUUAUGACAGUGUGAAAAAAAUCCGCCUUCGACAGCAGUUAGAGAUGUACUCUAUUGCAAGAAAAUAUGACCAGCAGCAGCAGCCACAGAAACAGACUGACAGCGUACAGCUUUUAGUGGAGUGAAGUCUCAAACCUGGAGUCAAGAAAGGGACCUGGGGUGUGACUGGGCAGUUGGUUCUGUGCAACUUUAAUGGAAUAUAUUUUCUCUUGUCAAAACCUGUUCACCAUUUUUGAUGGCUGGUCCUGCAUAAAUAUGUAUAGAGUGAAACUUCAAAAAUGAAAGUCUAAUUAAUAUUACUCCUAUUCUUGUCGCUACCUUACAAAUUAUUUCCAGGAAAGCAGGAGAUUUGUGGGAUCAUGAAGACUUCAUGGUGGACAUCUCAGCUUGUUUCAAGUAGUGGUUUCUCAAUCAGAGGGUUGGGAAAGGUUUAUGGUACCUUGGAAGCAGCUGAGUGUUAAUAGUUUGGUUUGGGUAAUGAGCAGAAUUUUAUGUUGAGAGGUUCACAGUAAAUACAACAUCUCCUGGUUGGUCAAAGAAGCAUAUGGAAAGAUAAGAAGACUGUGGGAGAAGCAGGUCUUCCUGUUUGACUGAAGUUCAUGCCAGUGUGCUGUGCCUCACUAAUGGGUAUCUCUCAACAUGGUGGCCAUUGGUCAAACAAACCAGAAUGCAGAGGAAUACCUAUUUGGUUGUUGCUCAUAGUUUUUUUAAUGGUUUUCUGGCUUUUAUUUUUUAAAAUGAUAUGAAAAAAUAUCUUUAAAAUAUAAUACAAAAAUAUUUAUAUUUUCUGUGCCGUUGCAAAUACUUGGUAGAAAAUUCAGCAGAGUUAGUGUACGGAGCAUAUUUGCAGAUUACAGUGCUAAUGAUUUAAGAGAAAUUCCCUGCUGGAUAAAGUGUUUAGCAAAGCUGUAGUUCUUUAUGGAAGCCAACCUUUCCCCAUGGCUUCUAAAUGAUCCUUUAAAGGAGGGUUGUUACCAAGGAGGCCAUGGUGGGUAAUAACUGGUAAAUCUUGAAUGUACCUCAAGAGCUACAUGACUGACACACCAGCGGUGUUCAGAAUUAGCCUACAAAUAAAUGUCAGACACAACUUAUAAUAAUUUUAGUGAAAUAAAAUAAAUAACAAGAAUAAUUUA
Molecule: messenger RNA, 1488 nt
Organism: Sphaerodactylus townsendi
Lineage: Eukaryota; Metazoa; Chordata; Lepidosauria; Squamata; Sphaerodactylidae
Gene: SMIM19
Product: small integral membrane protein 19
Exons: 3
Coding region: 169-480 (103 amino acids)
Source: RefSeq, a predicted model, not a curated record